Messenger RNA from Macrosteles quadrilineatus (aster leafhopper), 2370 nucleotides. RefSeq lists its product as uncharacterized. Gene Ontology annotation, molecular function: ATP-dependent polydeoxyribonucleotide 5'-hydroxyl-kinase activity; protein binding; double-stranded DNA binding. Gene Ontology annotation, biological process: DNA repair. The coding region runs from base 236 to 1855 and encodes 539 amino acids. The transcript is spliced from 8 exons. The record is from RefSeq and is a predicted model, not a curated record. Lineage: Eukaryota; Metazoa; Arthropoda; Insecta; Hemiptera; Cicadellidae.
CUUUAUUAAAAUUCCACAAUGGAUAAUGCAUUAAUGCAUUGAUCCUCGAUCUUUUUGAUUAACUUAGUGGUUAAAUAUUUGUGUUGUUUCAUUUAGGUCAAAUAAGCGUGGUUUUAACAACUCUUUUAGAGCCUAGGCCUAUUUUGUGUUUGUCAAAUUUCAAAGUCAGUGGUGGUAUAACCAUAACCAUUCUACUUCUUAUACAUUUCUUUUUCACAACCUAUGAAAGCCAAUCAUGACUGGGCAAGGCAACAAACAGUGUUGGAUCAAAAGUAUUGAGGAUGAAAAUAUUACUAUUUUGUUAAAAGAGAAUGAAGAGGUAAUCCUAGGUAGGAGUCGAGAGACAAAUAUAAAAUGUCAUCAAUGCUCCAAACAACAAGUGUCUCUACUAGCAGACUAUAACAAAGAAACAGUGAUUAUAACCCAUUUAGGCAAAAAUGCUUCCUGUGCAAACGGAAUCAUAUUGAAGAACGACAAACACGUUUUGAAACAUGGUGAAACGUUUGAGUUUGUUGUAGGAAGAUAUCCAUUCAAGGUAGAAUUUGAUCCUCCUAGUAAGAAUGAAAAUAUGGGAAAACGGAAAAACGAGAGUGAACAUUCUAAUGAUUGUGGCUCGGAAUUGAAACGUUAUUGCAAAGACAGAAAGAUUGCCCCUGAAGCAACAAUAAAAUUGAAAAUAUCCCCUGAAGCAACUGCCCCUGUUUGCACAUCCAAUACUUGGGACAAAAUUGAAGAUGGAAAAUUAUAUGUUUAUACAAGUGUCGGGGUUACGAGCAGUAACAAGAUUGCGGCCUAUGACAUGGACGGUACAUUGAUACUGACCAAAUCAGGACGAGUGUUUCCGAAGGACAAAGACGACUGGAAAAUUGCAAACAGUGCUGUGAAAACAAAGCUGACGAAACUUGUGGGUGAUGGAUUCAAAGUAGUGAUUCUUACAAAUCAAGCUGGUAUUGGACGGGGUAAAACAAACUUGAACGAGUUUAAGAGUAAAAUCAAGGAAGUUGUCGAUGCUUUGGGAGUUCCGGUUCAGGUGUUUAUUGCCACUUCAAACUCCAUCUUCCGAAAGCCUGCCCCUGGUAUGUGGAACUACCUUCAAGACAAGAAGAAUGAUGGCAUUACGAUUUCAAUGGACAAGUCUUUUUAUGUGGGAGACGCAGCUGGUAGGAUUGCAAACUGGGCUCCUGGCAAGAAAAAAGAUUUUUCCUCCGCUGACCGACUGUUGGCGAUCAAUUUAAAGCUUUGCUUCCAAACUCCAGAAGAACACUUUUUGAAAGAACCUCCGGGAAAAUUUCUUCUCCCAACUUUCAAUCCUUCUGCACUUGGUGAAGAUGUUCCUAUUGUAUCUGGAGAUGGAAAUGACGAAGACAUCAUCAGUAAAACUCAGGAGGUGGUUGUGAUGGUCGGUUACCCGGGGUCAGGCAAGAGCUAUUUUGUUCGACAACAUCUGUUGAAGGCCGGCUACACCCACGUCAACCGAGACACACUGGGCUCGUGGCAGAAGUGUGUGCAAACCAUGGAGACGGCCUUGUCAGCUGGACGAUCAGUCGUUAUAGACAACACCAACCCGGACAAAGAAAGUAGACAGAGGUAUAUUCAGAGUAGCAAAGGGAAACCUGUCAGAUGUUUUGUCAUGACUACUUCCAUCGAACACGUUAGGCACAAUAUCAGAUUUCGAGAGCUAACAGAUCCUAAACAUGUUCCUGUGAAUGAGAUGAUUAUCAAUACUUACAAGAACAAGUUUGAAGCUCCCAGUUUAGAUGAAGGUUUCACGCAGAUCGUCCAAAUCAACUUUGUUCCCACAUUUUCCGACCCUCAACUGAAGAAUCUGUAUCAGAUGUAUUUGAUGGAGAAAUGACUAUCAAAUUCUGUGCACUCUCAUCAAACGGAAGACUUGAAAAGUAAAUUGUGAUAUCUAAGUUUGUGAAGUGCACUGUUGUUUGUAUUGUAUUUUGUAUGUUGUUACGUAGAGUACAUUUGACUGCGAAUUUGUAUUUUAGUUUUGUCUAUAAAAUCAAUUCUCUCGACAGUAGUCGUAUAGGUCGGAUAUCCCGAGGAGUCGGUUAUGCCGAGUUUGGAUAUGAGGGGUUCUACUGUUCUACAGUAGUAUCAUUAAUGGAUAGACAGAUGGCAUCUGCGUCUGGUAACAAUCUCGCAUGGAAUCAAAACAGCUGGCCUACCUUCAUAUUUGAAGAACAGCGCCUUAACCACUUGGCUACCCUUAUAAAUUUAAUAUCAUUUGUUCCUUGUGGUUGAAAGAUACAGAAAUCAAAUUACAAAUACAGAACUGUGAUGAGUUUGAGCCACUUGUAGUUCCUUGAAUUAAUUAUUGUUGUUUUUGUGUUGUUAAAAAAAUACAUUUUAUAGUUUGCU